Molecule: messenger RNA, 869 nt
Organism: Mytilus trossulus (common blue mussel)
Lineage: Eukaryota; Metazoa; Mollusca; Bivalvia; Mytilida; Mytilidae
Product: collagen alpha-1(XII) chain-like
Exons: 4
Coding region: 15-869 (284 amino acids)
Source: RefSeq, a predicted model, not a curated record
AGUUACACUGUAUAAUGGCCGAAAAAUUGUUUCUUUUGGGUUUCCUAUUGUUUCUUUACUUUAGCUCUUGCACGUGUGCGUGUCAUGACAAAGUGGAUUUGGCGUUUCUGGUAGAUUCGUCAGGUUCUGUUGGAUCUGCCAAUUUCGUCAAAGUGAAGAAUUUUGUUGCAAGUUCCCUAAAUAGGUUUAUCAUAGGAAAUAGAGAUACACUCGCCAGUGUAGCAACAUUUUCAUCUACACCACAUGAAGAGGUUAAGUUAAAUUCUUUCCAUGAUAAGUUGUCAUUGAUAAAUGCUAUUAAUGGAAUAAGAUAUAUCAGCGGUGGUACAAAUACUGGCCAGGCUCUUAAAUUUGUUGGCAGCAAUAUUUUUCAACCUUCCUCUGGAGAUAGAAUCGAUGCCAGGAACGUACUUGUGGUUAUCACAGAUGGACGAUCCAAUAACCAUCUAGCCACUAUUGCAGAAGCCAAUCAUUUAAAGCACAACAAUAUACUGAUCAUAGCAGUUGGAAUAGGCAGCGGUAUUUCAAAAUCUGAACUUGCAGCCAUAGCGUCCCGCCCGUCACUAGUUCUACAUGUUGAAGAUUUCAACGCAUUAAGUCAUAUUUACGAUUCAAUCCACUCGAUUGCUUGCAGUUCUGUAACCACCAUACAUCCUACGUUAAAAGUAACAACAACAACUACAGCUGUCCCAACUACAACAGAUGCCCCAACAACUACAACAACAAAAAAUUCCUGUGUUGACGUUAUACCAAACUGUGACAAAUAUGGCCCAACAGUAUGUAUAGGAACUUACAAGCCAUGGGCAUCCAGAAACUGUGCAUAUUACUGCAAAUUAUGUAACGGUACAGUAAACGGUUAUGUUUUCUGA